AUGGAAGUGGAUAGGCUUGGUGGAACUGCCGAUCGGGCGGAAUGCUGGGUCGUCUGGGGCGUCGACGCAGUGAGAGGGGUUUUCAUUACGCAGGCGUCGGAACAGGACUCCACUGCCAGCCGUCGAGAGGAGGAAAUUUCUGCGCUCUCCGCGGGCGACCAAUCGGGGGCAAAAACCCUAAUCAUCCCCAGAGCACCUGAAACUCGGAAAGUCUAUAUUCCUCCCAUCGUGUCGAACAAUACCUGGAACCCCGUGGAGAUAAUCGUAGUGGUACUAUCUUGGAGGAGCCGUAGGUUUCAGGAGGAAAUCGGAUAUUGCCAACAGUGGCGAAUGGAGAACAAUGGGAAUCGCACUGUGGUGUUAAAUGAAAUUCUGGAUUAA
Messenger RNA from Diachasmimorpha longicaudata, 381 nucleotides. RefSeq lists its product as uncharacterized. Bases 1 to 381 code for a protein of 126 amino acids. NCBI's taxonomy places the organism in Eukaryota, Metazoa, Arthropoda, Insecta, Hymenoptera, Braconidae. The transcript has 3 exons. The record is from RefSeq and is a predicted model, not a curated record.